This is a messenger RNA of Daldinia childiae, 870 nucleotides long. RefSeq names its product Protein SCO1, mitochondrial. Bases 1 to 870 code for a protein of 289 amino acids. Gene Ontology annotation, biological process: intracellular copper ion homeostasis; mitochondrial respiratory chain complex IV assembly. Gene Ontology annotation, molecular function: copper ion binding; copper chaperone activity. The transcript has 2 exons. The record is from RefSeq and is a predicted model, not a curated record. Lineage: Eukaryota; Fungi; Ascomycota; Sordariomycetes; Xylariales; Hypoxylaceae. Gene Ontology annotation, cellular component: mitochondrial inner membrane.
AUGUCGCGCUCAAUAGCAGCUCCGCAACCGCUCUUACGAUCUCUUCUGCAAAUCCGCCCUCGGACACAACAAUGCCGUCGCUUUCUCUCGACAUCCCCCUCCACUUCGACAUCCUCCCCGCGACGACCCACAGCAGUGCUUUCGCACCCUCAGCAACAAUGUACAACUAACGCCCGACCCCUCGAGCAGCGACGUUAUAAGGCGAAGACAGUAGAGGAGGCGCGUAGUAGAUAUCGGACGGGGCCAUUCUCGUGGAAGGCAGGCUUGCUCUUCGUGCUCACGAGCGCCGGGCUCGUAUGGUACUUCGAGUAUGAGAAGCAGCGCAUGCAGCGCAAGCGUGUGGCCGAGGCUACCAAGGGUGUCGGGCGGCCGAAGGUUGGAGGGGAUUUCGAUCUAAUCGAUCAGGAUGGGAAACCAUUCUCAAGUAGGGAUUUAAAGGGCCGACAUUCUCUGGUCUACUUCGGAUUCACCCACUGUCCAGACAUCUGCCCGGAGGAACUCGACAAGAUGGCGCGGAUGUUCGACCUAGUCGAGGAGCAGUCGCCCGGAGCUAUGACGCCUGUGUUCGUGACAUGCGACCCGGCGCGUGACGACCCUAAAGUGCUCAAGUCGUAUCUAGCCGAGUUCCACCCGCGGUUUGUAGGGUUGACUGGCACAUACGAACAGAUCAAGGACAUGUGCAAAGCAUACCGUGUCUACUUUAGCACGCCGCGAGACGUCAAACCUGGUCAGGAUUAUUUGGUCGAUCACAGCAUUUACUUUUACCUGAUGGACCCCGAGGGCGACUUCGUAGAGGCACUAGGACGUCAGCAUAGCCCCGAGCAGGCGGCGAAGGUUAUAUUAGAUCAUAUAAAGGAUUGGAAGAAAUAG